AAAAAUACAUGCCCUGAGUGUGGGAAAAACUUCAUUCACGGAUCAAACCUUUCUGUUCAUCUGAGAAUCCACACAGGGGAGAGACCCUACAAAUGCCGUGAGUGUGGGAAAACCUUCAAUCGCAGCUCACACCUUAUUGCCCAUCAGAAAAUCCACACAGGGGACAGGCCCUAUAAAUGCUGUGAGUGUGGAAAAUGCUUCACUGAGAGUUCAGACCUUUCUGUACAUCAGAGAAUCCACACAGGGGAGAGGCCCUUUGAAUGCCGUGAGUGUGGGAAAACCUUCAAUCGCAGUUCACACCUUAUUAGGCAUCAAACAAUCCACACAGGGGACAGGCCCUACGAAUGCAGUGAAUGUGGAAAAUGCUUCACUAGCAGCUCAAACCUUUCUCAACAUCAGAGAAUCCACACAGGGGAGAGGCCCUUUGAAUGCCGUGAGUGUGGGAAAACCUUCACUUACAAAUCAGGCCUUUCUAGACAUCAGAGAAUCCACACAGGGGACAGGCCCUAUGAAUGCAGAGAGUGUGGGAAAACCUUCAAUCGCAGAUCAGGCCUUUCGAGACAUCAGAGAAUCCACACAGGGGACAGGCCCUAUGAAUGCAGAGAGUGUGGGAAAACCUUCACUCAAAUAUCAGCCCUUUCUGUUCAUCAGAGAAUCCACACAGAUGAGAGGCCCUAUGAAUGCAGUGAGUGUGGGAAAUGCUUCACUCACAGAUCAGACCUUUCUAGACAUCAGAGGAUCCACACAGGGGAAAGAUCCUACGAAUGCCGCGAGUGUUGUAAAACCUUCAGUCGCAGCUCGCACCUUAUUAGUCAUCAAACAAUCCACACAGGGGACAGGCCCUAUGUAUGCAGUGAGUGUGGGAAAACGUUUACUCAAAGAUCAGCCCUUUCUGUUCAUCAGAGAAUCCACACAGGGGAGAGGCCCUAUGAAUGCAGAGAGUGUAGGAAAACCUUCACUCACAGAUCAGCCCUUUCUAGACAUCAGAGGAUCCACACAGGGGAAAGAUCCUACGAAUGCCAUGAGUGUUGUAAAACCUUCAGUCGCAGCUCGCACCUUAUUAGUCAUCAAACAAUCCACACAGGGGAGAGGCCCUAUAAAUGCAGAGAGUGUGGGAAAACCUUCAAUCACCGCCCACACCUUAUUACCCAUCAGAGAAUCCACACAGGGGAGAGGCCCUAUAAAUGCUGUGUGUGUGGAAAAUGCUUCACUAAAAGUUCAGCCCUUUCCAGGCAUCAGAGAAUCCACACAGGGGAGAGGCCCUAUGAAUGCAGUGAGUGUGGGAAAACC
This is a messenger RNA of Mauremys reevesii (Reeves's turtle), 1290 nucleotides long. RefSeq names its product zinc finger protein 420-like. The record is from RefSeq and is a predicted model, not a curated record. The transcript has a single exon. The annotation marks the transcript as partial. Gene Ontology annotation, biological process: regulation of transcription by RNA polymerase II. NCBI's taxonomy places the organism in Eukaryota, Metazoa, Chordata, Testudines, Geoemydidae. Gene Ontology annotation, molecular function: RNA polymerase II cis-regulatory region sequence-specific DNA binding; DNA-binding transcription factor activity.